AUGAGUUCUUCCGAUCAACCGCCUUAUCCUCCACAUUUUAUGCCAAUGCCAUUUGCUGAUGGUGAUGCUGGAGGUGUUUGGCCUCAUUCUCCGAUGAACUAUGAUCGAUUUGAGUCCUCUUGUCAGUUUGAGCAUGCACCUUUUUUCAAGAGAUUGACAGAUUCCGAUAACAACUUGCCAAAUUCUAUAACAUUCCCAGCUAUUAAAUCUAGAGUGAAUUCACCAAAUCUUCAAGAAAGCAAAGGGAUAAGUCAUAUAUUUUAUAAAACCCGCAUGUGUGCUAAUUUCUUGAAAGAAACUUGCAAGAAUGGGGAAAAUUGUACAUUUGCUCAUGGUGUUGAAGAUCUGCGGGUGCCUCCUCCCAAUUGGCAGGAUCUAGUCCGUGUAAAGGAUAGAGAGUUGAAUGAGGAUAAGGAAAAAAUGAAUAGGAUCAAAAUUUGCAAGAUAUUUUAUGAAGGAGAGGAGUGUCCUUAUGGACAUAAGUGCAAAUUUCAUCAUGAACGUCCUCCAAAAUUUAAGACCAACAUGCCAAAGGACAAAGAGAGUUCUGCAAUAAGUAUCGAAACUACAGGGAACAUAAGUGAUCCUAGGAUGAUUGAGACUACAAAGUUGCAGGCACCUGUGUUGAUAAAUUAUGUCCCUAUUACUCCAAGGCCCUUCUCUGCUCCGCUUGUUGCAAACACAAUGGUCAAUGCUUCUGUAAAAGAGGAAAAAGAGGAAAAGAAAAUCCUUAAGUGGAAACCGUCAAAAAAGAUCGCAGAGAUAUAUGGAGAUUGGCUCGAUGGUUAG
Molecule: messenger RNA, 789 nt
Organism: Solanum tuberosum (potato)
Lineage: Eukaryota; Viridiplantae; Streptophyta; Magnoliopsida; Solanales; Solanaceae
Product: zinc finger CCCH domain-containing protein 39-like
Exons: 2
Coding region: 1-789 (262 amino acids)
Molecular function (GO): mRNA binding; metal ion binding
Source: RefSeq, a predicted model, not a curated record